AUGCAUUUAUUUAGCCACAAUUAUUUAUUUCCUUGGUCCCAACAUAACAACUUGCAGCCUAACGGAUUCAGAAUUAGAAACAUCUUUCUGACCUUGAUUCAAAAUGCGUAUAAAUCAAACGCCGGAGUCAUUGUGGUGCUGCUUUCAAUUGGAGGUGGUGCCGGCAGCUACUCCUUGUCAUCAGAUGAUGAUGAUGCUAGGAGUGUCGCAGCUUAUUUAUGGAACAACUUUUUAGGGGGAAAAUCGAAUUCGAGACCACUUGGUGAUGCCGUAUUGGAUGGUAUAGAUUUUGACAUUGAGAUGGGUAAUGGUGCUCACUAUCCUACGCUUGCCAUGGCUUUGUCGGAACACAGUCAAGGAGGAAAGAAAAUAUACUUGGGUGCAGCUCCACAGUGUCCAUUCCCUGACCAAUAUCUCAAUGCAGCACUUACUACGGGACUGUUUGACUAUGUCUGGGUCCAGUUUUACAAUAAUCCUCCUUGUGAGUUUAGCUCUAGCAGUCCAAACAACUUUCAGAACUCUUGGAACAAAUGGACGUCGUCAAUUAAAGCUGGUAAAUUCUUUGUUGGGCUUCCAGCUUCGCCUUCUAGUGGAGAUGCUAGCAAUGGUUAUGUUUCACCCAAUGACCUCAUAUCGCAAGUUAAAAAAUAAAAAAGAAAGAGAGAAAAAA
Molecule: messenger RNA, 670 nt
Organism: Pistacia vera
Lineage: Eukaryota; Viridiplantae; Streptophyta; Magnoliopsida; Sapindales; Anacardiaceae
Product: hevamine-A-like
Exons: 1
Coding region: 1-651 (216 amino acids)
Biological process (GO): carbohydrate metabolic process
Cellular component (GO): extracellular region
Molecular function (GO): chitinase activity
Source: RefSeq, a predicted model, not a curated record